Messenger RNA from Callithrix jacchus (white-tufted-ear marmoset), 1178 nucleotides. It is a transcript of the gene NXT1, whose product is annotated as nuclear transport factor 2 like export factor 1. NCBI's taxonomy places the organism in Eukaryota, Metazoa, Chordata, Mammalia, Primates, Cebidae. The record is from RefSeq and is a predicted model, not a curated record. Gene Ontology annotation, biological process: nucleocytoplasmic transport.
GCAGCGUCUCCCGUCCAGCUCCGGACACUCGACCGUGCGGGCCGUAGGGGGAGGCGGCGGUCUUCACAGUUUCUUACUCCAGUCCUCACUGGUUCUUUUUCUGAUUAGACAGGCAGCGGGGCUGACGGCCCCAUGGGUUACUGAGAACCAAGAAGUGGAGAUGAUCCUUCUUUGGGGUGUGGGGGCGUGGCCGAUCGUUAGAUUGUGUUUGGAAAGACAGCCAGGGGCAGAGCUGGAGAAGAGGGGCGUCUCUGAGAUGAUGGGGGGUACUGGUGCCAUGGAGGGAGGAGGAGUGAGGUGGAGGUCGGGAAUUCCAGCCAGAGAGACAUGGGGUCCCUGGGAGAAAAUUUCCACGCCAGCAGUCCUGGAGUUGUGCUCAUGGAGACUUGUUUACCCCUUGGUUCCCCAAGGCCGAGGAAACACCCGGUGGAGCCCUUCUUCCACAGAACCAGAGAUGGCAUCUGUGGAUUUCAAGACCUACGUGGAUCAGGCCUGCAGAGCUGCUGAGGAGUUCGUCAACGUCUACUACACCACCAUGGAUAAGCGGCGGCGUUUGCUCUCCCGCCUGUACAUGGGCACAGCCACCCUGGUCUGGAACGGCAAUGCUGUUUCAGGACAAGAAUCCUUGAGUGAGUUUUUUGAAAUGCUGCCUUCCAGCGAGUUCCAAAUCAACGUGGUAGACUGCCAGCCUGUUCACGAUGAAGCCACACCGAGCCAGACCACAGUCCUUGUUGUGAUCUGUGGAUCAGUGAAAUUUGAGGGCAACAAACAACGGGACUUCAACCAGAACUUCAUCCUGACUGCCCAGGCCUCACCCAGCAACACGGUGUGGAAGAUCGCAAGUGAUUGCUUCCGCUUCCAGGACUGGGCCAGCUAGUGCGGGUGGCAGAGGCUCUGCUUCCCUCAGCGCUAGCUCUGCGGAGAAAUGCAAAUCUCAGUGCUCCAGGAUGUGAAGAACACAAGUUCAUUUCUGUUGUUGCGGAGACUCUGCAGAUGCCACUGUGCUGAGGCUGAGCUCUGUCGCUCAAGUUCUAGGAGCCCCUUUCCUGAACACACAUUUGUUUGUCAUGGUUUCCUUUUCAAAGCAGUAAACUUUUCUAUUUUUCUACUUGCUCAGUAGAGACUCUGAUUCUGGAAAUUCUGACAAAUAAUUUAAUAAUACACAUAUUGCUUCUUUC